AUGAUAAAGUCAGUUAUUUCUAAUAAAGAAAACUAAUUUCAUCGAAUACAUUAGUAAAGAAUGGCAAGAAAAAUAGUAUAGAAUUAAAAUUAUGUUCAGAUUAACAAAAUUGGAAAAUCAACACUUAAUCAAUCACCAAUGAGAAAACGAGUUGAAAAUACAGCUUAAUAAAAUUUAGAAGCUUUAAGUUCUUAUUAAACUAUAUGCGAUAAUUAAUAAAGAAUUGAUUUAUGUAACAAUUUAGUUAAUCAAAGUAAAGCAACCGAAAAGUAAAAUUGAUUUUACUUAAUAAGAGAUAGUUGGUUGGGCUGAUGAAAAUCAAGCUUUUGAGAAACAAAAGAAAAUUACAACUGAUUAAAGUGUUCAAACGAGUAUUAGUUAAGAAAAAGCAAGAAAAUCCUUUUCAUAAUAAACAUAGAGAAUAAAAACUAUUCCUAGAAUGAUAGAAAUACGAUAAAAAACUUCAAAAACCCCCUUAAGAACUACAAAAAUUACUAGUCCUCUAAUUGAAUAUCCAACUAUGUAAAAGUUUAAAUUGUUUUUUGAUAAAAAUAUAAAUAAACAAGGUAUACCUCAAUUGAUUAUAUGUGAUCGAUCUAUGAAUGCUGUUGAUGGUUUAAAUUGCAUUAGUUUUAAUAAUGUUACUACAAAACAGAUACCUCAUAGAAGAAAUCAAAGUUUGUGUAUAGGGAAUAAAACUAAUAAAGUAGAUAUCAUUAAAGAUAUUACUCAUAAUCUAUGA
Messenger RNA from Paramecium sonneborni, 742 nucleotides. Lineage: Eukaryota; Ciliophora; Oligohymenophorea; Peniculida; Parameciidae. The record is from the annotation of a GenBank genome assembly.